Molecule: messenger RNA, 2465 nt
Organism: Malurus melanocephalus (red-backed fairy wren)
Lineage: Eukaryota; Metazoa; Chordata; Aves; Passeriformes; Maluridae
Gene: RNH1
Product: ribonuclease/angiogenin inhibitor 1
Exons: 11
Coding region: 390-1760 (456 amino acids)
Cellular component (GO): cytoplasm
Molecular function (GO): protein binding
Source: RefSeq, a predicted model, not a curated record
GGGAAUGGAGAAGAGGUGCAUUCUCUGGCUUUCAACUCUCUUCUGGACAUCGAGGAAGAUGGAUCCUUCAGUGGCAACUACUCCCUUGCUCAGGGCUAAACCAUGGCGUGGGGCUACAAGAAGUUAAAGCCGCCUCUCUCAUCAUCAGGGGCUUUUACGACAUUUUACAGACACAGUGCGCACAGGGCUUGCUCCGCAAGGCCCUGAAGAGCUGCCACGGGAGGAAAAAAGCCGUCAGAGCCCAAAAGUGCUUCCUUCCCUCCCUCCAGCAGGCUCUGUGUGCACGACAGCAGCGGUCGCAUAGCAACGGCAGAAGGAAGGCGCCAGCKCUGCCCCCCUCGCUCCCCGCGCAGCAACGGCAACAGCAAGGUCUUACUUCAACUGUCAAAAUGGACCUUGAUAUCCAGUGUGAAGAGAUGAACCCAUCUAGAUGGGCUGAACUUCUCACCACAAUGAAAUCUUGCAAAACCAUCAGGAUGGAUGACUGCAAUCUUUCCAGCAGUAACUGCGAGGAUCUCUGUUCCAUCAUCAAUACAAAUCCAUCCCUCACAGAGCUGAAGCUGAACAACAAUGAGCUGGGAGAUGCAGGUGUUGAGCACCUGUGUAAAGGGUUGCUGACACCAAGCUGUAGCCUACAGAAGUUAUGGCUGCAAAACUGCAAUCUGACGAGCGCCAGCUGUGAAACCCUGUGCUCUGUCCUGUGUGCCCAGCCAUCCCUGACAGAGCUGCAUGUGGGAGAUAACAGACUGGGAACUACCGGAGUGAGGGUGCUGUGCCAAGGGAUGAUGAACCCCAACUGUAAGCUGCAGAAGCUGCAGCUGGAAUAUUGUGAACUCACAGCUGAUAUUGUGGAAGCCCUCAAUGCUGCUCUGCAGAGCAAGCCAACCCUGAAGGAGCUCAGCCUGAGCAACAACACGCUGGGAGAUAAUGCUGUAAAACAGCUGUGCCAGGGACUGGUGGACUCAAGCUGCAACCUAGAGCUACUACACCUGGAGAACUGUGGCAUAACCAGUGACAGUUGUAUGGAGAUUAGUACUGUUCUCAAGAACAAGCCGUCUCUGAUGGAUCUUUCUGUGGGGGACAACAAGAUCGGGGAUACUGGUCUGGCUCUGCUGUGCCAAGGACUGAUGGAUCCUAACUGCAAAAUCCAGAAGCUGUGGUUAUGGGACUGUGAUCUCACAAGUGCUUGCUGUAAAGAUCUCUCCAGACUUAUCCUUGCAAAGGACACCCUCAAAGAGAUCAGCCUGAUAGAUAAUGACCUGAGAGAUGCRGGGAUGGAAAUGCUGUGUCAGGCGCUCAAGGACCCCAAAUCUGAACUUCAGGAGCUAUGGGUUAGGGAGUGUGGGCUCACCACUGAUUGCUGCAAGGCUGUCAGCUCUGCUCUCACCACCAAUAAGCAACUGAAAGUACUGCACAUGGGUGAGAACAAGCUGGGAGAUGCAGGUGUGGAAAUCCUGUCUGAAGGGCUGAUGCACCCCAACUGCAACAUCCAGUCCUUAUGGCUGGGUAACUGUGACCUGACAGCAAGCUGCUGUGCUACCCUCGCCAACAUCAUGGCCACCAAGCCGUGCCUCACCGAGCUGGACCUGAGCUACAACCCUCUGGGAGAUGAAGGCAUCAGGAAGAUCUGUGAAGCCGUGAGGAAGCCCAGCUGCAACCUGCAGCAGUUAAUUUUGUACGACAUUUUCUGGAGUGCUGAAGUGGAUGAUGAGCUGAAAGCCUUGGAAGAGUCUAAGCCUGAAGUGAAGAUCAUUUCAUGAGUGGUGACUGCCUGCAGAACAACAUCAAAGCAAUGUCCUCUUCUUAAUCUGAACUUUCCAUACAUAAAACAAAUUAACUUAAUAGCGUAUUUUCUUGUACCAAAAUCAUUUGGGGAUUCCCUGAGUGGGUGCCUGGGGAGCUGAUCAACCUUCUCUGCAUCUCUGGAUGUACUAACUCUGAGACUCAUGAAAGCUGCAGCAUCACUAUCCUUGAAAUAAACAAUUACUGUCUUGUAGAAGUGGGUCUCUAGCCUUUAGGAGCUCUUUAAUCCUAUAAUCCCUUCUAACGAAUUAGUUGGGCUUUAAAGAGAGCUCCUUUCCCAAGGCAAGAGAACUACCCACUGUAUUGUUACUGGGUGGUGCUUUURAUAGGUCUCUGGGGAAGGCUCUCAAAAAAACGAAAUGUUUUCAAUCUAAAAUGGAGGCCUCCCCUGUCUUUCCCUGAAAGAGUUCUUGGAAAAGCAGUGGUGGCCAAGGCACUGGAGAAAAAAGAAAUGAGCAGCUGUUCAGCUGUGUAAUGUCAAAAUUGGUGUCCUUUGAAAAGUGAUUUUCCUACAAACAAAAGAUGCUGUGUGCAUUUCUGCUAGUAUGGGAAAUGAUUAAAUGAUUGAUAUGUUUGAUCUGGCAAAGAGUGGUUCUACAGGAACUUUAUACUUAAUUUUUCUACUUAUAAAAAUAAAAUAUAUCUGUAUAUUUCUCCUUUAA